AUGAAGCUUUUGACAGAAGAACAAUUCGCCGCACACGCAGCUGCCUCCAGACGGGGUGCCAUCGAAGGGGCUCUCGCCAGUGGUACCGUAGCACUCGCCGGCUCAUAUUGGGCACAACGCAACCUGCCUGUAUACCGCCGCCUACCUCUGUCAUUGAAGACCCUUGGUGUCAUCAUCCUUGUUGCACCAGUCCUAUCCAUCCAGGCCGAGCGACGUGGACUCGAGUAUGACCGCUCCCAAUGGGUGGACGAGGGUUCUCGUCUUGUCGACGAAAAGGAAAUGCAGGAGGCGAGGCGAUGGGAUUCCUUGUCUCUCAAGGACAAGAUUGGCGACUGGUCUUUCCGUCAUCAAUAUAGUUUGAUCAUGGGUGGCUGGGCAGGAAGUUUGGGUGUCGCUGCUGCUAUUAUCUCUCGUAAUAAAUAUCAAACAUAUGCCCAAAAAAUUGUCCAGGCUCGUAUGUGGGCUCAAGGACUCACCAUCGGUCUCUUGAUCGUAGCUGGUGCCCUGACGCACAACAGCCGCGCUGCUAAGAAUAGCCAAAUAGACCAUUCGUGGAGAGACAUGCUUGAACAACAAGAACGCGAUCGUAAGGAGGAAGCUGCCCUCGCUGCUCGCAUGAGCCGAACUUCGCCCGUCCCGGCAUAA
This is a messenger RNA of Cyclocybe aegerita, 645 nucleotides long. The record is from the annotation of a GenBank genome assembly. Lineage: Eukaryota; Fungi; Basidiomycota; Agaricomycetes; Agaricales; Hemipholiotaceae.